UCUCCCCUUACGCUUCUCCCUUUUUUGCAUUUUACCAUCCGUGCCCGAAUUCCGACUCUUUUUCCUCGUGCAUGAGGAUUCUGCGCAAGAAAUUUCGACAGUGGGUAUCUGAAAAGGCAUGCACAGCUGAAAGGGUUUGGAAGAGCUUUAGUAGGUGUUCCUCCCUUUCCACCGAUACCUUUAGCCUCGUACUUAAAUUGGCACGAAUAAAUGAUUUGUCGUGCCAUCAGUUUGCUUAAAUCAAUAUAGCUCUGGUACCACCGCAGUCAUCAGAACGAUGAUGAACGAUGGCGACUCGUGUGUGACAUGACAUCCAAAGAUUUGAACGUGUCAAAGAGAACAGUUUUAAAGGCAGUAAAGGCAUCCGCAUGAGUUCCAGCAUCAGCAGUCCAGCACCCUUUGUACUUGCAACUACGGCUGCUCUUCGUCACACUUCAUUUGUGGCACUGCUCACGAUUUAUUCAGAGAAAGCCCCUCACUCUUCACCCGCAAUUUGGUUGUGGACGUGCUGCAGUCGAGAAAUGUCGUUCGCAACGCGCUGUCGUGAAAAUGGGCAAUACACAGUACAGUACAUUGCUGCCGUCUCCUCUACUCACUUACAAGGGUUCGGACAUUUGAAGGACUCAGUGAUCGCUUCAUUACGUGAGACGAUCGACGAGUGCUUUGACAUGGUUCGACAACUUGCUGUCGCUCUUCUUUACAUCGCCCUCGACAAAAGUCAGAAAAUGGAAGCGGCGGAGACGACGCGCAUGAAGAAGAGUCAUCAACGCUCGCGGUUCAGCAAACUAAAGGACGACUCGGCUUGCUUCGAGUCGUCCUUCAUCAAACGCGAAUAGAAUGACCUCUGGAGUCUCCGGCGCCUACAGAAGUUGGUUUCUUCUACGACUUAUUCCCGGAAUAAAUUCUUACUGCGUCGGAGUAGAAGCUGGCUUUGAUCCCGGAGCGACGCAUUGGACACCGACAAAUGUAUUCCUCAGAGGCUUUGGUCACUGCUAUUGCCUCUUCACUCACUUGGAGAGUGUACACAACAAGGAUUGUCUGCACGUCAUUACCUUUCGAUUCAUUUUGUUGCCUACGCUACUGAUGGUGUGUGCUUGGUGAGAUGACUCGAAGACCUCAUCCUGUCACGUAACGCCACUCGUCAUUGAGGUCAUUUCAUUCAGCGAGAUAAUAGUUCUCAGUAGAUUACGAGACAGGCGGACUUCGGACUAUACUCAAAAUUUGUACAUAACUUACUGGCGCCUUGUAUUUUGCCCGCUGUUCACUGUGAUCAGCGUUCAGUUGAAGCUACAUAUCUGGGUUUCUAAGACUCUUGGGUGUGGGAACCACAUUGUUUGAAAGUCAUGAAGGGGAGUUGCUCUGGUCGUUGUAGAAAAGCUCGAAUACGAAGUUCGUAAUAUCUGCAGUAUUUCCUGCUUUGGGCGAAUAUGUCGAUGACUUUUAGAGCGGAACUAGAAUGUUAUGCACUUUGUACUCUUCAGUUUGUGGCAUUUCUCUAAUUUCUAAAAGCUGAUGCUGGCAGUAAUAUCAUAUUCUCAUGGAUAUUAUGAAGCGGAAUGAACGCUGUCUUCAGAUCAACUGGCGAAUGCGUCGGAUCUCUCAUAUCUUUCCGUGGGCAAUUGUAUUCAGUUCCCUAAAAUCCUACUUAAUAAAUCGACGAAAUUGCCAUCCAUCCAUUGUUGAUGGAUAAACAAC
This is a messenger RNA of Marchantia polymorpha subsp. ruderalis, 1695 nucleotides long. Lineage: Eukaryota; Viridiplantae; Streptophyta; Marchantiopsida; Marchantiales; Marchantiaceae. The record is from the annotation of a GenBank genome assembly.